Suillus paluster is the source of this 2555-nucleotide messenger RNA. RefSeq names its product mitochondrial translation optimization protein. The record is from RefSeq and is a predicted model, not a curated record. NCBI's taxonomy places the organism in Eukaryota, Fungi, Basidiomycota, Agaricomycetes, Boletales, Suillaceae. Gene Ontology annotation, biological process: tRNA methylation; tRNA wobble uridine modification. Gene Ontology annotation, cellular component: cytosol. Gene Ontology annotation, molecular function: flavin adenine dinucleotide binding. The coding region runs from base 180 to 2303 and encodes 707 amino acids. The transcript has 17 exons.
CAGAAUUUAGAACUUCAGCUACCUUAAGGAUCUCGAACUCAGCCUCGAGCCCCGCAUGCUAGCAAACUGUCUCUUCUUCAUCCGGAUCAAUACAACCUACGUGCAGAUUGUACUCCACCGUUUUCUGUUAUCCUUGAAAUUUUCACUUACCCAGAGAACCGUGACAUUCUGGGACUAUAAUGAUAUCGAGAAGAAACUGGGCUACUCUACUGCGGCGACGACGACUCCUUGACACAGGCAUAAGCUCGUCCACAAGACUACUCUCGUGUCCUGCCCGAGAAGCACGUAUUCGGGCCCUACACACCACGACUUCUAACUCAAUUCUAGAUACCUACGACGUAUGUAUUAUCGGUGGAGGACAUGCGGGCUGUGAAGCGGCGACAGGUGCCGCACGUACAGGCGCUCGAACAGUACUGCUAACCCAGCGGAUUGAGACUGUAGGCGAGCUCUCAUGCAAUCCUUCUAUUGGUGGCGUUGGAAAGGGUACACUAGUGAGGGAAGUCGAUGCUCUUGAUGGCAUUAUGGGAAGGAUCGCGGAUAAAGCUGGCAUACAGUUUCGUAUGCUCAAUGCGUCAAAGGGUGCAGCUGUUUGGGGCCCUAGAGCGCAGGUGGACCGUAAGAUCUACAAGCGUCAUAUGCAAAACAUCAUUUUUGGCUACCCUAACCUGGACGUACGUGCUGCAAGUGUAUUUGACCUUUUAUUUGACAAUAGUCCCUCCACAUCCGCAUCCUCUUCAACGUGGGGGACGGUAACGGGCGUCCGGCUAGAGACAGGAGAUGUGAUCAAAUGUUCUAAGGUCGUUAUUUGCACUGGGACAUUUCUUGGUGGUGAAAUCCAUAUUGGGAUGCGUCGUAUACCUGCGGGACGCAUCGGAGAGGUACCCUCGACAGGUCUCUCUGUAUCUCUCUGCGCGGCGGGGUUCAAACUCGGACGCCUGCAAACUGGCACACCUGCAAGGCUAGACAAGCACAGCAUUGACUUUAGUCGGAUGGAACGACAAGAUGGGGAUGAAAAACCUCAGCCGUUUUCGUUUAUUCAUAGGGAAGUAGACCAUGCUAACAAUCAGAUUCCGUGUUUUCAAACUCACACCACGUCGGAAACGCAUCGCCUCAUCAAGGAGAGUAUGCAUCUCAGCGUGCAUAUUCAGGAGACCAAGAAAGGUCCGCGAUACUGCCCCUCACUUGAAGCCAAAAUUACUCGGUUUGGACACAAGGGCAGUCAUACCAUCUGGCUCGAGCCAGAAGGAUUUGAUUCAGACCUGAUAUAUCCAAAUGGACUAUCAUGUUCGAUGCCCGAGGAGUUGCAAGAACCAAUGAUGAGAACAAUACCAGGCCUUGAAAAAGUCAAGAUGUUGCGGCCGGCAUAUGGCGUCGAGUAUGAUCAUGUCGAUCCCCGCGAGUUGACCUCGACAUUGGAGACAAAACGCAUCCAGGGUCUCUACCUCGCUGGCCAAAUAAACGGCACAACGGGUUACGAAGAAGCCGCUGCGCAAGGUUGCCUUGCAGGAAUCAACGCAGGUCUUUCAGCCCGUGGUCGUCCCUCAAUGGUGCUCACCCGAGCGGAUGGAUUCUUGGGAGUCAUGGUAGAUGAUCUAAUAGGAAAGGGAGCGGAAGAACCAUACCGGAUGUUCACUUCUCGUUCGGAAUAUCGGAUGACGCUGAGGAGUGACAACGCCGACAUGCGGCUAACUGAGAUUGGGCAUUCUGCUGGAAUUGUCUCUCCUGACAGAUGGUUAGCCUUUUUGAGUGACCGGGAUGCCAUACAGCGCGGCACUGAGCUCCUCACAAGCGUUGUGCUCAGCCCGCAGGGUUGGGGGAGAUACGGAUUUGAUAUUCGUCGAGAUGGAAUCCUGAGGAGUGCGUACGACAUGCUGAAGAUUCCCGGUGUCACCGCUGCCGAUCUCGUACGUUCCGGAGCUGUUCCAGGUCUCGAUCUUGUAGAAUCACAUAUUAGAGCACGAAUCGACAUCGAAGCAUCCUACGCUCCUCACAUCCCGCGACAGCUGGCCGAUCUUGCAUUAUUUCAUGCCGACGAGUCUAUGCUACUGGAUCCUGAUAUGAACUACACCCAAGUGCAAGGAUUGAGCGAUGAGGUGAGGGAACGCUUACAGAAGGUCAGACCCACGACUUUGGGUGCCGCCAAGCGCAUGGAAGGCAUGACUCCGACUUCAGUAAUCUACCUGCUGAAACAUGCCAGGAAGACAUGGCGGGCAGCCGAUGCACGAGAACCUACUAGUAAAGAGAAAGUUGAAGCGGUGCAUUCGGCUGAUCACCAACCUCUCUUGAAGGCUGCAACUGCAUGACCGUCUUCGCGGAGCAUUAAUACUAUCCACGGCUGGCAUCGACAUCUACAUAAUCCCCACUUAUCAUUUCGUCUUCAGUUUGCACCAGGAGAGCUCAGAUUACGUGACACGGAGGUUCGCGAUCGACGUGCGUUGCACUGCGUUUGAAAAUUCAGAAAUCGUGGGCCGUCAGUGCGAGUUGGGGUUUUGCUUGUUCCUCACGAUCGAAAUAUAGAAGACUUAGCACGCCAUGAAUGUCUCUACGUUUCAGGC